Solanum tuberosum (potato) is the source of this 1212-nucleotide messenger RNA. Its product is annotated as C-factor. The record is from RefSeq and is a predicted model, not a curated record. Gene Ontology annotation, cellular component: cytoplasm. Bases 114 to 1037 code for a protein of 307 amino acids. Gene Ontology annotation, molecular function: oxidoreductase activity. NCBI's taxonomy places the organism in Eukaryota, Viridiplantae, Streptophyta, Magnoliopsida, Solanales, Solanaceae. The transcript is spliced from 6 exons.
ACUUUAGCGACGUGGCUUAUUUGUCUUCGUGAAUUUUUUUGGGUUUGAGACGCAAAAAUAGUUGAAAGAAACUGAAUUAUGGUUGAAACUUGGAACAUUCACAAAUUUCUCAUAUGCGUUUUUCAGUUGCAUACGGAAAAGAGUGUGUGUUAGAUUUGGGAUUCAGUAACCACAAGAUGAAUCUGAAUGUUCUAAGACAGAGGGCGAAGCUAUAUGUGAGAAGAGGGUACACAUUCUCCACUUUAGCUUCCGCUGUGAGAUGGGAAGGAGGCGUUUCAAUGGUUCAAGGAGCUUCCAGGGGCAUUGGCUUGGAGUUUGUUAGACAAUUGUUAGAGAAAAAAGACAAAGGCUACAUUGUUGCAACAUGUCGUAAUCCUAGUGGAGCAACAGGGCUUCUGGAAUUGAAGAAUAAGUUUCCUGAGCGCCUUGACAUUCACCCGUUAGAUCUGACAGUUGAAAGCACUAUCGAGGACUCAGCCAAAUCGAUCAAAGACAAAUAUGGCUCAGUAAACCUUUUAAUUAAUGCAUCUGGUGUUCUUUCAAUACCCAAUGUUCUGCAGCCAGAAACAACACUGAGUAAGGUGCAGAGGUCAUCCUUGCUUCUUGCUUAUGAUAUCAACGCUGUUGGUCCCAUUUUGGUCAUCAAGCACAUGUGGCCUUUGCUGAAAGCUGGAGGUGGCUCUGGAACUGACAAGGAUUUUGCUAUUGUUGCCAACUUAAGCGCAAGGGUGGGAUCGAUAGGAGACAAUGCUUUGGGAGGGUGGCACUCCUAUCGUGCAUCUAAGACUGCACUAAAUCAGUUAACAAAGAAUGUGUCGGUGGAAUUUGCACGUAAGAAGGAUCCAAUUAUAUGCAUUUUGCUGCACCCAGGCACGGUAGACACUGAUCUCUCUCAACCAUUUCAAAGAAAUGUUCCAAAUGAAAAGCUUUUCACCAAAGAGUUCUCUGUUCAGAAGCUCCUGAGCAUCAUGAACAACACAAAGAGAUGUGAUAAUGGGAAGUUCUUUGCCUGGGAUGGUCAAGAAAUUCCUUGGUGAUUUCCCCCUGAAAUCCAUACAUGACGACUGGAUGGUUUUGAUUGAUUCCUCCGGGAUGAUAUUCUUGAUUUCUUCUUGUUGAGCUUAUUUUCUAGUUAACUUUGUAUGUCCUUGUAUGGAUAUGCGGCACUUGUUAUAAGUUGAGUGAACAUAUAUUGAAACUAGUUUCAGGGAA